Messenger RNA from Penicillium maclennaniae, 1167 nucleotides. Its product is annotated as cysteine hydrolase family protein. The record is from RefSeq and is a predicted model, not a curated record. Lineage: Eukaryota; Fungi; Ascomycota; Eurotiomycetes; Eurotiales; Aspergillaceae. Bases 1 to 1167 code for a protein of 388 amino acids. The transcript has 4 exons.
AUGGCGGACCCCACCGAUCUGAACCUGGACGCGCCGAGUGACCUUCAGGACAUUCCUGAACUUGCCAUGCAAUUGAUCCCCCCGCCGGAAGGAACGUAUCCUGAUAAGAACACGCUCCUCGCCGCCGUUCAAGCACAUGGCAAAGCACAUGGCUAUAAUGUUGUGGUCAAAUCGUCAAGCACGCCCACCGAGAAGAAGCCAGGACGGACUGCCAAAGUCUGGUUGCGCUGCGAUCGCGGCGGACACUAUCGACCUCGCAAUGGGCUGACUGAAGAGACACGCAAACGCAGAAGAACAUCACGCUUAAUGGACUGCCCAUUCAUGCUUGUCGCAGCUGGUUCUCCCGGUAUCUGGACUUUAACCGUUCUUAACCCCACACACAACCAUGGUCCCAUCGUCGAGAAGCCCCGUCAGGUGCCUCAUCACAAGGUGCGCAAGGGUCAACUGCCUGCAAUCCCUUACGAUUGGCCUCAUGAUGCGACCUUUACUCCGUACACGACUGCACUUGUUAUCAUUGACAUGCAGAAAGAUUUCUGCGCCCCUGGUGGAUACCUCGAGUAUCAGGGUUACGACAUAUCUGCUGCACAAGCACUAAUUCCCAAGUUGCAGCGGCUGCUUCACUCUUUCCGCUCUGCCGCUUUCCCUGUAUACCACACUCGUGAAGGUCACCGUCCCGACUUGUCCACUCUUUCCAGCAGAGAAUUAUUCCGUUCCCGUAACAACGCUAUGGGCCUGGGAAUCGGCUCUCAAGGCCCCAUGGGUCGCCUGCUUAUCCGUGGCGAGCUGGGUCACGACAUAGUCGAGGAGCUAUAUCCUCUGCCCGGAGAACCAAUCAUUGAUAAGCCCGGUCGCGGUGCCUUCGCUCACACGGAUUUUGAACUGAUACUACGAAACAAAGGUGUCAAGAAUCUCGUUAUUGCUGGUGUUACUACCGAUGUCUGUGUUUCAAGCACCAUGCGCGAGGCUAACGACCGUGGAUUCGACUGCGUCCUGCUGGACGACGCUAGUGCAGCCAGCGAGCCAUCCCUCCACAUGAGCACCGUCGAGUCCAUCAAGAUGGGAGGAGGUAUCUUCGGGUCUGUCGCCAAGCUUGAAGAUGUGAUUCAAGCCGUUGACAGCUUCAAGUCCGUGACUAUGAAGAAGCUGGCUCCUCAACUGACAGGCUAA